Sycon ciliatum is the source of this 1342-nucleotide messenger RNA. RefSeq names its product intraflagellar transport protein 25 homolog. Gene Ontology annotation, cellular component: intraciliary transport particle B; cilium; centrosome. The transcript has 5 exons. The record is from RefSeq and is a predicted model, not a curated record. NCBI's taxonomy places the organism in Eukaryota, Metazoa, Porifera, Calcarea, Leucosolenida, Sycettidae. The coding region runs from base 345 to 803 and encodes 152 amino acids. Gene Ontology annotation, biological process: intraciliary transport.
CGUAAGCUAGCGCUACUACUAGUACUAGUAGUAGUAGCGGCAUUUCUUUCUUCUUGCCGGAUCACGAAUCAAUCGGAAUCAUCCUCUUAUCUCCUUCUCCUCUCAUUCUAGACUACAGCCUACAGGAGUAACUGUGUAAAGGGCUGGGCUUGCGCCAAGCAGUGGCCGGGCAAUAGCGACCCUAACUAGCUACAGCAGGCGAAAGGCUAGGCGCUAGGCCCCGAGCGUCGGAGACGUACGAAUCGGCAGAGUAGGGAGAGAUUGAGGAAUUGGCACUGGACUGCUGCUGGAGCCAGGAGUACAAUCAUAGUCAUUGCAACGCUCGUUCGACAUUGUAAGCCACAAUGAGCGGGCAGAGUGAAUUUCGACAGUACUUCGCCGACAUGGACAGUGACAGCGCCUCUCGGUCGACAUCGCACAUUUCCUACUCUACUUCAAGUAGUGAGGAGCACCCGCCAAGAAACAUUCUCAAUCGAGACCCGUGCAAGUAUUGGAUCACAUCCGGCACGUUCCCUGCAAUCUUCACAGUAUCGUAUCGUGACAAGAGGCGGGUGUCCUCGGUCCAGCUGUACACCUCCCAAGUGAAAGCAAUCCAGGUGUUUGCUGGCACCGAGGAAAGCUUUCUCAAAGGCUACAGCACUACACCAGUUUGCCAACAAGAUGAUAUUCCUGAUGAAGAUGACCAGAUGCAGACCAUUUCAUUGAAGUUUUCAGAGCCUAUGGAGGUCCACAAUUUGAAGUUUGUGAUCACAGAAGGUCAGGAGUUGUUUGCAAGCGUGCACAGGCUGCACGUAAGCCGUUGAAAUGCUUGGACUGGACAGGCUGGACUGAGCCGAGUCAGCCUGGUUUCCGGCAUGCCAUGCAGCCCGGCAAGCUGGUGCUGGAAAGCUUUUCUCCGCCCAGCCAUACAUGAUGGUCAUCAUCUGUAUGUUGCAUCUGUCACAAUACGCCGAGAAUGCUGAACACUUACAGCAGCAUAUUAUCAUAUCCAUGCGCAUGGAAAUGUCAACAUUUGCUUGUAGGGUUCAUUUCCCCCCAGACUGAAUAGCACACCUACACACAACAAUGCCCAGAAAGUAAUAAUAUAGUUGUGGUAGUGUGUGUACAGUCAUACAUGUAUCUGUCGUGGUCUGAUUGUCGCUAGCACCAUCCCUCUUGCAUCAUACGGUACAUGUUCCCACAGUGUUCUUAUUUUGAUAUGCUACCAAACAGCAGACCUAUUCCUUGAUAUUCACAUUCUUGUGUAUAUUUCUAUUGUACAAAAUGCCCCUCUCCCGAAAUCGCAUUACUGGCGCAUGUAUUGUUAUGUAUUACGUUACGUAUGAUCUUGAAGUCUCAUCAA